UGCAAUAAUAUGCACCAAUGCGUCUGUUUGUCGUUAGCGAUGGAUCGUUGUCGGCAGCCAGCUAUCGAAAGCGCUCGCUGGUGCGUUCUCCCACCCUUAGCUGAAAAAAUGGCUGAAAUUCGAGUGUGUGUGUGAAGGAAACUGUGUGAGAAAAAUUUGCGUUUGCUACCAAUUCGGAAAUUACGGCCUUGCGGCAUCAAAAUCGGACUCCAUUGUUCCUAGGCCACCCCAGCUGCCACGCCCACGAUUUCCCACGGAGGAGGCUAACGGUCGAACGUCAGGCAGGGCUCCAGAAAAUUGGCAAUUGAUGCCACUCUCCGAAAUCGGCACUCGGCACUCUCCUCCACUCACAGCGGCUUGAAAUUACGGACAAGCUAGGCCAAAAAAAGCAUCAGCUCUGGUUACCGUGUCGAAAAAUGUGGAUUUCAGACCGAACAGAGAAACUACCAGGCGCGGAUAACUAGAUGAGAAUCGAGCGAAGAGCACUCCCUAUAUGUAAUAUAUAUGUAAUAAACGCGCCUGCCCCGCCGACAGUGUACAUACAUCAAUAUAUCGGCUUGAUACACACAUACGCAGUUGCAUCAGCAUGUCCGACCGUGAUUCUGAUUCCGAAUCCGACGCUGGCCCACCCAUGAAUCAUCAGCGGGUCCAGCGGAACCGGCGCAUCAUCAUGCGGAUCGAAUUUAAAGAUUCAGAGGACACGGCAUCGGACCCCGAUCAGGACGACCGGCCGUCCUGCUCUACCGCGACACGGCCGCGGCGUGGCGCCCGGCGCCAGGAGGGGAAUCGUGAGUCGGACGCGGUGAACCGGAAGUCCACGCGCAAGUUUCGCAGUCGGAACGGGGUGCAGAGUGACGGCUCAUCCAGCGGCAGCGAUAUCAAUCAGCGGACCAUUCGCAGCAGCAAGCGGAACAAAGUGGAGUCCUACGACGAGGAGGAGCAAGACCAGACGCCCAGUGUGGCAGAAAGACUACAGCCCACGACUGCUGAGCCCGAUCCCGGCUUCAGUUCCGACAGCAGCAGCAACGAUCUGCUUGAGAAGUGUCCAAUCUGUCUGUUGACCUUCCGGCAGCAGGAGAUCGGCACGCCAGCCACCUGCGAGCACAUUUUCUGCGCGGCUUGCAUCGACGCUUGGUCGAAAAAUGUUCAGACCUGUCCCAUAGACCGCAUCGCUUUCGACAGGAUUGUGGUGCGCGACUCCUACGCCAGUCGCCAAGUGGUAAGGGAGACGCGGGUGGACCUGACCAAGUCUAAAACAGAGUUAGCUCUGGACGACGAGGCAGAGGGUACUGCGGCUUCUGAAGAGGAGCUGACCAACUGCGAGGUCUGCGAACGUCCGGAGCGGGAGGAUGUAAUGCUUCUAUGCGACAGCUGCAAUCAGGGAUACCACAUGGACUGCCUGGACCCGCCGCUACACGAGGUUCCUGCUGGCUCCUGGUACUGCGACAACUGCGUUGAUUCCGAGGAGGACGACGCCGACGAGCAGAUGGAGCUCGCAGACGACUUGAGUCAGCUGUACGAAGACAUCAGGGGAAUGGGCUUGCCGGAGACUCGACUCAGGGUGCGCGAAGUGCAACAGCCGCCAAGGAUCCUGCGCACCCGCCAGAACGAACGCAUUCGAGCGGCUGUACUGCGACGCACCCGCUCUGCUGUGGAUUCAACCCAGACCAGAACGCGCACCACCACCACCACUACAACCACAACGACCACCACUCGACGCACAACCACAAGCACCACCAAACGGCCCGCUCAACGGCGCGGGCGGAAGAGGACUCGCCAUCGCACCUACGUGGUGGAGUACGACCUGAAUAACUUCGACGAGAAGUUUGCCCUGAAGACUAGUAAGAAGGUGAUCAGGCGACGUCGGCGCCGCCGUCGUCGAGUGGUAGCCCCUGCCUCUAGUGAAGGACCUGGUCGACGACUUUCGGCGAGCAAGCGACUAGCGGAGCAGUUGGGAGUAAAGUUGGACGGAGUGCAGCGUUCUCAUCUCAGCGGCGGAACUGCCUCCAGUUUUUCGCUCUUUGGGAACGCCAACGACUUGGAGUACUUCUCGGACAGUGAGCCAGAGUUCGGCGGCAGUGCCACCUCUGCUGGACUCGGAUCGACGGCGGUGCAAACGUCAGUUCGCAUUGCUAGCAUUGGAGCCCCGCGAAUCCGUAAAGCCUUGCUCCAAGGCAAGGCACGCAUUGCCGCCACGCCUUCAGCCCCGGCUUCAGCUUCAGCUUCAGCUGGUGACAUUCUGUCCACAAUAUUGGAUCUGCAAGAUCGUUGGCACGACGCUUCGCGCAACCUGAGCGAUGUGCACAUUAGGGCGGAUGGUACCCUCAAUCUGCCCCAAAGACUGCCGCCUGCAGCAAAGCCAGCAGCAGCGCCGACGGCGUCCGCUUCUAAGUCCGAGGAGCACGUAACCCAGGCGCCGCUCUACCAGCGCGGUGGAGCAGGACCGAAUUUUAGCAGGGGUGGAGGAGCUGGCGCAGGCGACAACUACAACAAUCGCUACAGCGGCAAUAACAGUUACAGGGGAGGUGGAGGGGGCGGUGUAGCGUCCGGUGGCGGCGGUGGACCUGCCUCGCGGCAAUCGACGAGCGGCGGAGACGGCCAAGGGGCUAGUAGUUUUAGUAACCAAAACUUCAGCAGUCCCAGCCCCAACAACAGCAACACAAAUUUGUCAAGCUUUACGCCCUUCCACCUCCGAUUCAACACGCCCACCCGCCCGCAGCAGCAACGCCAGCCAAACGUGCCCCCCGCCACUCAGCCCACGCCCCCAUUUCGUGGAAGCGCACCACCUCCAGCCGCGGUGCCAUCGCCAUCGAACAGUUUUCCAUCGCGACCUCCGGUGUUCGCGCCCCCUGUGAACCACCAUCCGGCACCGGUGAUGGCCCUGCCAAGAGUGCCUUCAGUACCACCUCCGCCGAUACCACCCCCAACCAUACCUUGGAACAACCCGCUCUUCAAGAUGAACACCCUGCAGCAGUCGCCGCUGAAAGUCAAUGAUCGCAACGUAGACGACGAUGCCGACAAUUGUCCGAAUUUUUCAAUUUACUCGCAAGAGUCUCAGGCGGUGGCAAACGCCUCGACAAUGGCGUCGGGGAUUGCACAAGGAUCAGCCGAUGUGUCCGAUAAGGAUGAUGACGAUAUGAAUGAAGAUUUAGUACAAUUAGAUGACGAUGACGAGGAUAACGAAAUACCUUUGCCCCCGGGACCAGAGCCCGAACAAGUGCCCGAUAAAGUCAACGAAGAUCUGUACGAGCCGGAGAAUCCCACUGACGAGCCGGAUGAGCAGGAAGAUAACGAAAAGCCCUGUGAUGACGCACCCAUGGAAGAGUCGGAGUUAUCCGAUCAAGAGGUCAGCAAGACGGGGGCAACCCCUUCGAAGGCCCUCGAUGAAGAGGAGGCAAAGACGCGCAGCACUCCCAGUCCGACGGUUAAGGAUCGGGCCAAGGGCGUCCUGGAGCUGUACGAUGACAGUGACUGGGAAGAGCUGGACAUUGACAAGCCGAAGGAAUAUGAAAAGGCGCUGGUUUCCGACGCACAGUCCAACCCGAAGCCGAAAAAGUCCAGGAAGGCCAGCUCCAAUAAAGACGCAGAUGCGGAGAAGGACGACAACGCUAGUGGCAGUGAGCACGAGCAGGAUCGGUCAUACACGCCCUGUCUGGACGAGAAGAAUUUGGCGGAGGGGGAGGAGGAGGCGGCUGCAUCAGCGCCUCCGGAUGCGGACGGCAACAGUCACAAGACGGGCUCCUCCAAGUCUUCCGAUGACGAAGAGGAGCCAGAACAGGCUGUCGCCACGGAUAUUGUGUCGGAGGACGAGCUGACCAACGAAAACGGCUCGAAACGACGCAGUCGAAGCCGCGGUAGGGCGAGAAAGCAAUCCAAGUCCAAGUCGAAAUCGCGUUCAAAACGCAGCAAGGACGAAACCUUCAAAAAAGUGGGAAAGCGACAAAAGGAUCGCAACUACCGCGGAGACAAGACAGAGGCGGAUCGCAGCCCUUGCACUCCAAAGAGCCGCUCCAAGAGCCCGAAGCGCAGCAAGAGUGCCAGUCCAAGUAGGAGCCGGACCAAGAGCAAAAGCAGGAGCAGAAGCAGAAGCAGAAGUCGAUCCCCCAGUCGCAGCAGGAUCAGGCGUCGCCGUAGCAGCCGCUCUAAGUCAUACUCCCGCUCUCACUCCAGGUCUCGAUCGCGUUCCAAUUCGUAUAGCCGCCAGCGGUUCUCCUUCCGUGGACGGGACAACCAGCGCGGCUUCAUGCGUGGACGCGGUGGACUUCGUUUCAAUUACCGCAAUCAACAGUUCCACAACCGGCCGUUUCAGCACCACAACCAGAACUACCACCAGAACCAAAACUUUCAUCAGCAGCACCAUCAGCAGCAGCAUUACUUUCACUACAACCAGCACGGCCAGCACCAGCAGUUCUUUCAGCGGCCCAAACGCAGGGAACUACCUCGCUAUGACGUGCGCAACGUAGUGGGUGCAUCGAGGCACCAGCACCAGGCCAAGGACCGCUAUGGACGCGACGCAAUGCGGUCGGCCAGAAGUCGAUCGGGCAGGCGCAACUCGCGCAGUUUCUCGCGGAGCGUUUCGAGGGGAUCGAGGGGUUCCCUGCGCUCUCGUUCGGCCUCGCCGAAGCGCUUCCGAAGCUUUAGCAUCUCGCCAACGCCCCCGCCAGGCACCUCGCCGUCUCCCCACAAACAAGGCGAAAGGCGUAGAACCUCGUCGGGCAGACGGUAUGCCCGCUCGCCCUCGCCGCUGCCGCCUCCUCCGAACGAAAGCGCCCAUAGUCCAGUGUCUCCGCGGUCCAGAAAUUCGCGCUCACACACUCCCAAUCGCAUUAACGGCGGGGGAGGCAACAGAUCGCCUCUCUACCUGGGCUCGCCGCGCUAUACGCCUCGACUGAGUCGCAGCCGGAGCAGGAGUCGCUCAAAAAGUCCCAAGGAUGCGCCCAAGAAGAAGAAAAAGAAGUCCGACAAGAAGAAAAAGAAGAAGAGGACGGGCAGCGCCAGUCCAACGACAGCUGCGCGGAUGAGGCGCAUCUCCCGACAACGCGAUCCCUUCGAGGAUGCCGAUGACUUCCUGGCGCCGCAGAGAAAGCGCAAGAAGGGCGGAAUAGUCCCUGGUCAGUGGUCCCCGUCGCCUUCUCCCGGUCGCUGUGAUUUCCUGCACGACGGCGCCUGCGCGGACAAGAACUCCUCCUGGACGCCACCGCUGGAAUCUCCCAAGGGUGCCGGUGGCCACUACGACAACGAUGGUGGCUUGACACCCAAGAAGGCCAAGCGCAAGCGGGACAAGAGCAAAAAGAAGAAGAAGCAGUACCCGCUGGAGAAGCAGCGCAAGGAGAAGAAGCGCAAGCGGCGAACCCAGACGCCGGAGCCUUUGCCCUCGAAGGAGGUGUUCGCUUCGGGCAACAACAUCCUGGUGAGCGUGAGCUUCAACAAGGAGGCGAGCGCCAACAAUGCGAUCUCCACGCUGGGCUCUCAGCAGCAGUCGACAGUCACAAUGCCAUCCGGCAGGGGGGAGGAUCUGUUGAGCGAGCGCCUGACCAGCAGCAUCAGCAGCGCUGUGGGCGCCGUCAAGAAGGGAAAGCGGGAAAAGCCACGCAAGCGGAAGAAGCUGGAGGCCAAGCCGGUGGCCAUCAUCGAUCUGGAGCGCUCGCCCUUCCAGGUUCAUCAGGAGCCGGCCGAUGUCAUUGUGCUCACCGACAGCGAGGAUGCGACCGAUCAACUUUCCACGAGAAGGGAGAGGGAGAGGGAGCGAGAUAGGGACCACGACCUGAUGCGCGAAAACGGGCAAAGAGAAAAAACGCCGCAGGUUGGUUCCUUGGACACAAUCAUGGAGACCUCGUACGAGAACAUGACGCAGUCCACCGGCCCCAAGACGCCACCCGAGCCGCCCCUCGUUAAGUUCAACCUGCCCACCAAGAAGAUGCAGCACAAGCCGCGCAGCAAUCCGCUGCACGAAGACGCCGAUGAUAUUAACUCCGCGGACGAACUGGAGGCAGCCUGUUCCCUGGCUCCCGAGGAGCAGUCGCCCCAGCACGGUCACGGCAGCCACGAUGGCGGCCAGAAGAUCGGACCGAACACGCCCCCGGAGUCGGGACCGCGCUCGCCCGACGUCUACGAUCCCUUCGAGCCGACCAAGUCGCCCUCCCUCUCACCGCGCUCGCCGACACCACCGCCGUGCCAGAGCCUGGAUCAGCAAGCGGCCGGCAGCAUGCCGGCGAGCAGUGCGAUCGGUUCGGCGUCUGGAGACAAAGGAGAGAGCGAUGCGGGCCACGCAACCGUGUCCAAUGCGAGCACCAGCACCCAGACCCAGACGAGCGUGCUCAACCCGGUGGAUCUGGUGAUGGCGCUGAUGAACAAGCCCAACCAGAGCGGAGCUAACCAGCAAGAGAGCGAGGUGAGCUCCGCCCAGUACAUCAGCAGCAGCUCGGUCAGCCUCUCGCUGGGCGUCGGCUCCAGCACCUCCGGCGGCGCAGGGGGAAUCGGCGGAGGCGACAGCCAUGACAAGGCCACCGAUGGAAAGACCAUCACCGUUCUCUCCAACGUUUUGCUCACGAGCAGCAGCGUGGUGUCCAGCUCGCAGCACAUACCGUCGAUUUCUAGUCCGACGCCGCCGUCAAAGAAGCUCACCCCGCUGCCGAAGGCCGGAGGCAGUGUGGCCAGCAGCAGCAGCGGAGUUGGCAACAUGCCCACCACCAGCGGAGGAGUGGGUGGUGGCCUUCGGAACGGCAGUGGCCUUGGCAAUGCCGGGGGAUCGAGCAACGCCCUCGACGACUCAUUUAACAUGGACAUCGAGAGCCCCUAUUCGCCCGGCUCGGCCGACUACGAGGAUCUGUUCGAGCCUCCCAGCUUAAUGGAGGGCAACCGGCGAGCGAAGGGCGGCGCAUCUGCCGGGGGUAAAGUGGAAAUGUUCGACAACCUAUUCGGAAGCAGUUCGCCAGUGGGCAAUAUCCGGGUGUCAUCGCGCUACACAACUGCGGCAGGCAAGAAGACGCAUCGUAGCAAGGGCGACCGCAAAUCAAAAUCAAAAGGUGCAAGAAAUACGGAUGCAUAUGACGAUGUGCCGAAUUCGGCAACUGACCUACAAAAUAAGGAUAGACUUUUACGCAAGUUAAAUCGACAGGAACGUGUCGUUGAGGAGGUAAAAUUGGUGUUAAAGCCGUACUUUAACAAGAAAGCGAUUACAAAGGAUGACUACAAGGACAUCAUGCGAAGAGCUGUGCCCAAGAUCUGCCACAGUCGGUCUGGUGAAAUUAAUCCACACAAGAUUAAAAAUCUUAUUGACGCGUAUGUAAGGAAAUUCCGAGCAAAGCACAAGAAGUUGAGUCUCCUGAACACGGGGCAAGUUAGUAGUGCUGUUAAAUGUGCCGCCUAUCUAAAAAAACUGUAAGCCAGCAAGCGAGCGCCUAGGAACCGGCACUUUUGGUAAAAAAAAUUUAAAGAAUUUUGCGGUCGCAUGCAUUCCUAAAAUCUACCAUCAAAUGAAACCAAUAAUAUCCAUCAGCCAACAUCGCAAACUUGGGAAAAGUGAAUGGAAAACUCAAACUGUCAUUUACUAUUGGAAUUUAGUUUUUAAGCCAAUUUUAGGUCACUUUACGAAUGAUUUAGACCGUAAGCGAAAUACAGAAGUGAAGAUUUUUAAAUAUUAAGCAAAAGCAGUUCGCCACCUAACUUUUGGUUACCCAAAGCACUACAAAAACACUUUAUUUAUAUCAAGACUAGUUCAUUAGAUUGUUUAUUUGUACGAAACCUGUAAUGAUAAUUUAACUGUUUUGCAUGAGCAUUAACAAUUUGUAAGUAGUUAAGUGAAGGCAAAACAAAAUUGUAUUUUACCUCUGAUAAUUUAAAUACUUAAAUUAAACACAUUUGAAAAAAUGAUUGAUAACAUCAACAAAUUGGCGCGCACUGAAGAAGGCAUAGCAAAUUCCUGGGAAUGUCGUUCAUGCGGUCGAGUAUUUUUCUUGAAAGAAUGUUGUUAUUAAACAAUUGUAAUUAUGUAUUCAUAGGAUUAACUGCAUGGACAGUUAUGCAGUACAUCUACCAAUCAAUUGAUUUCGCAUAGUCGUUCAGUCAUAAUUUUUGAAUAACGAGUAAGGGUGUUUGCGCUGCAACACAAAUGAUAACAGUAUAUUUAAUUAUGCAAAUUGUGCUAAAUCGUUUUGUAAAUAUCCAUAUACAUAAAAAUAAAAGCGAUUAAUCCAA
Messenger RNA from Drosophila ficusphila, 8196 nucleotides. Its product is annotated as PHD and RING finger domain-containing protein 1. Lineage: Eukaryota; Metazoa; Arthropoda; Insecta; Diptera; Drosophilidae. The record is from RefSeq and is a predicted model, not a curated record.